Messenger RNA from Cuscuta epithymum, 2631 nucleotides. The record is from the annotation of a GenBank genome assembly. NCBI's taxonomy places the organism in Eukaryota, Viridiplantae, Streptophyta, Magnoliopsida, Solanales, Convolvulaceae.
CGCAAAUCGCAACACAUGUUCUACUUCGUAAAUGUGCAACCCUUAUAGUUAAAAUUUUACUUUUUAGUAGUCCAGCCCGCAUUCGGUCACGCAUAAUGGGUAUGCGGGGCGUAUGGGCCACGCCUUGCGCCUAGGCCCACCUUUGCGGCGCCUUUCCGGGCCUUUUAGAAGAUUGGAUGGAGGGAAUAAUAACGAUCUAAUUAUUUAACUGCAAUGAUCAUGAUUUUAAUGUUCUUAAGAGGGGGAGAGAGUAACUGUGAAGAGCUCAGAGCUUCAGAUAAUACUCAGAAAUGUCAACUUGUACUACAUCAGUGCGUGACAUCUUCAAGGAAAGGAAACUGAAAUUGCCAUUCAUUGUCUCUCUCUUUCUUCUCAUUUUCUUCCUCACCUUUCUCCUCAUCUCAAACUCUCAGAAAUCCCAACUCUACACAGCCACCGACAUCGCCCUGACCGGCCCCGAUUCCAAAGCCGCUGCCAUCCCGUUUCAUUCUGCUCCAAGCCCUCUUCCACCUCCCUCACUACCGCAGCACCCGCCUGAUUCCAUCUCGAUCGGCGGUCAUGAGAAUGUUGCCGGCGAUUCCGAUUCUGAUCCGAUCCAGUGGAAGUUGUGUGACGGUGCGGUGGCGGUUGAUUACAUACCUUGCCUUGAUAAUUGGAAAGCUAUAAGCGCAUUGAAGUCGAGGAGGCACAUGGAGCAUCGGGAGCGGCACUGCCCCAACCCCACUCCCCGGUGUUUGGUUCCACUUCCGGCUGGUUAUCAGGUUCCCGUUCCGUGGCCCAAGAGCAGGGACAUGGUGAGAUUGUUAUCUUUUUGGUGGUAUGGUAUAACAAUGUGCCACAUCCUAAACUUGUGGAUUACAAAAAGGACCAGAGAUGGGUUGUCAAAUCUGGGGAUUAUUUUGUUUUUCCUGGUGGGGGAACUCAAUUCAAAGAGGGGGUGAACCACUAUGUUGAAUCUAUAGAGAAGGCUUUACCAAAAAUUAAAUGGGGAAAAAACACAAGGGUUGUUCUUGAUGUUGGCUGUGGUGUUGCUAGUUUUGGUGGGUUUUUGCUGGAUAAAAAUGUGAUUACAAUGUCAUUCGCACCGAAGGAUGAACACGAGGCUCAAAUACAGUUUGCACUUGAACGUGGAAUCCCAGCUACACUCUCAGUGAUUGGAACUCAAAAGCUUCCAUUUCCAGACAAUGGGUUUGACUUGAUUCAUUGUGCGCGUUGCAGGGUUCACUGGGAUGCAGAUGGUGGGAAACCAUUGAUGGAGCUAAACAGAGUUCUUAGGCCUGGAGGGUAUUUCAUAUGGUCUGCCACUCCAGUAUACCGGGAUGAUGAAAGAGAUCGUCAAGUUUGGGAAGGCAGGGGACAUUUCAGCUGACAAUUGAUCAUUUCCAGAAUGAAGCCAUAGAGUUUCUAAUUAUUACACCAUGGUUUCUCUGACUGCAGCACUAUGCUGGAAGGUAGUGAAGAAGACAUAUGAUAAAUCUACUUCAAUUGGGAUGGUUAUAUAUCAAAAGCCCACUUCACCGUCCUGUUAUAAGGGGCGUCAAGAAAACAAUCCUCCUCUUUGUGAUCAGACAAGUAGACUAAAUAGUUCAUGGUAUGCACGCCUUGACAGCUGUCUUCCACAACUUCCCAUAACUAGCAAUGGAAAUUCAUACAAGUGGCCUGUACCCUGGCCUAUGAGGCUCAGCAACAGACCUUCAAGCCUGUCUUUAGUAGGUGAUGAUGAAGAGACUUUCAAUAAGGAUACCAAACACUGGGAUGCACUUCUCUCUGACGUUUACCUAGGAGGACUUGCCAUAAACUGGACAGGCGUUCGGAAUGUAAUGGAUAUGAAUGCCGGUUAUGGAGGGUUUGCUGCAGCAUUAGUUAACUUGCCGUUAUGGGUAAUGAAUGUUGUUCCUAUUAGUGGGCCAGACACGUUACCUAUUAUAUUUGAUAGAGGGUUGAUUGGAAUAUAUCAUGACUGGUGUGAAUCCUUCAACACCUAUCCUCGUACAUAUGAUCUUCUACAUUCAAAUUCCCUCUUUGGAAAGUUAGCUCAAAGAUGCAAUAUAAUAGACAUGACAGUGGAGGUGGAUAGAAUAUUGAGACCAGGCGGGAUACUUUUGGUCCAAGACAGCAUGGAUUUGAUCAAUAAGCUUAGCCCAAUUCUACACUCACUCCACUGGUCAGUAACUAUAACCCAGCAACAGUUUCUUGUUGGCAAGAAAGGCUUUUGGCGUCCACAUGAAAAGACCAGAUUAUAGAAACGACACUCACACCCUCAUAUUAACUUUUUUUAUUUGUAUUCCAUGGGAAGGUAUCAAUCCCAUAUAUUCACAUACAAGAAUGAUUGAGAAGCAAAAAGAGGAGCCAACAUAUAUUUCGGUACACAUUUAUUAUUUGUGUAAGGCUGUAUUCAAACCAGCUCUUUUGUGGUUCUUAAUCUGGUUCGAUUGCUGCUGGUUGGAAACCAGAUCUUCAAGUUACUUUGAAUUCAAAAAAGCUUUAAUUGGCCACUCUUGGCUUAUUUUGGGGAACAUCCUGAUAUUGUGGUUUACAACUAUAAAACCGACCGCUUCUAGUCCGGUCUCAUACUUUCAGUUUGACUGUUGUCAUGCCAACAACAAAAUAUUGCAAUGCGUCUACUUAAUA